AUGUCUAGAGCUAUAUCAACACUGUCCUUUAACUUACAGCAGGCUCCACCUAUAUUCUCAUCUUUGGAAAGCCGUUCUCCCACUUGCAAACCAUCACUUUCCUCGUUUUGGAUCAAUGAUAAAGAGAACUUGGCAUCAUCCUCAUCCAAUCUGCCAACCAGUUCAACAUUGGCAUCAAAUGCAGAAAAGAAAAGAGCGGCCUAUAUUUCAUGUGAAACCAAAUUGAAAAGAAUGAUGAUGGAAGAUGAGAAUUACUCAUUCAUUUUGAAUCCUUGUUGUGACAAGAUUGAUUGCAAAUUUGUCAAGAAUGCCAUUUUGAAAGACUCCAGGACUAGGAAUCUGAGUAGAGAUAGUUUGGUUGCUUCCCUAAUUUCUAUUGAUUCUGAAGAUGGUGUUGAAUUUAACAACAAGGUUGCUGAUAGUUUGCUUGCUUCUCCUUUGAGAACAAAUUCGGUUGAGAAAGUCAUUCGUGUCGAUCCACUGGACUUGAAUGACGAUGAUACACAACUGAUAUAUAAGAACUUAUUUGAUGAGCUUAUUUCUUCCACCAGUCUGAACCAUAUCCAAACCCACUUUGACGAAAAACUUGCCAAGUUGAAGAGCAUAAUCAGGGAAAGAAAAAAUCGCAAAAUGAAAACCUAG
Lodderomyces parapsilosis is the source of this 642-nucleotide messenger RNA. RefSeq lists its product as uncharacterized. Lineage: Eukaryota; Fungi; Ascomycota; Pichiomycetes; Serinales; Debaryomycetaceae. The record is from RefSeq and is a predicted model, not a curated record. The transcript has a single exon. Bases 1 to 642 code for a protein of 213 amino acids.